CUAUACUAGAGCAUCGAUUCUAAUUCUCCCAGAGAAACUGAGAAACAAGUGUAUCUUUGCUGAACUCUCAGUUGUAAUAACCCUUACGCUUUUAUAGCAAAAUUUUUAAAAAAAAAUCCCACACAAGAAAGUAACCUGUACAUAUAAAGCCACGGGGUGAAGCUUCGUCUAUCUGCUCUCCUUGUUUCUUGUAUGCAACCUUUAUCAAGUACAUAAUUAAUAUAUUGAAUAAUUAUUGAAGGCCAUGGCAAAGAGAGCCAUGGCUCUUCUUGAUGUCGUGAUGAUUCUUGCCAUAUUGAGUUCUUCUUCCUUGUUCCUUCUGUCAUCGGCCGAGCUCCCGAGAUUCGAACAUCCGGUGAAGGGAGAUGGGUCUUUGAGUUUGCUUGCAGUGGGAGAUUGGGGAAGAAAUGGGACUUUUAAUCAAUCUCAAGUUGCUUAUCAGAUGGGAAAAAUUGGAGAAGAACUUGACAUAGAUUUUGUGAUCUCAGUUGGUGACAACUUUUAUGAAAGUGGACUCACCGAUGUAAACGAUCCAGAGUUUGAGAAUUCCUUUACCAAUGUAUACACUGCCAAUAGCUUGCAAAAACAAUGGUAUGCUGUAUUGGGAAAUCAUGAUUAUAGAGGCAAUGUGCUUGCACAAUUAGACCCAUUCCUUCGAACAAUCGAUAGCCGAUGGCUCUGCAUGAGAUCCUUCAUUGUUGACACAGAGGUUGCACAAUUUUUCUUUCUGGAUACUACUCCCUUUGUCAAGAAGUACUGGACUCAUCCGAAAAAGAGCCAUUACGACUGGAGGGGGGUUGCGCCACGCAAGAAGUACAUGUCAAACCUCUUAAAGGAUUUGGAUACAGCACUAGGAGCAUCAACUGCAACAUGGAAGAUCAUCGUUGGACAUCACGCAGUGAGGAGCGUUAGCGAGCAUGGAGACACUGUGGAGCUCGUCGAUACACUUCUCCCAAUUCUCGAUACUUAUGGAGCUGAUCUAUAUAUCAACGGUCAUGACCACUGUCUCGAGCACAUCAGUAGUAUUGACAGUCCACUUCAAUUUAUUACAACCGGAGGAGGAUCAAAGGCUUGGAGAGGUAUAUACAAGCCUACAAAUGAAAAUUUGCAACUGUUCUAUGAUGGACAAGGAUUCAUAUCUCUGCAACUAACGAGGGCUGAAGUGAAAAUUGUGUUCUAUGAUGUUGAUGGAAAGGUUUUGCAUCAAUGGAGCAAUGCCAAAGAGCUCAAUUACUUCAUCUAAAAGGUACAGCUUCGCUUGUAGAUUUCGAUCGGAGAUCUUGGCAAUGAACGAGAUGAAAUCCUAUCUUGAUUUUUGAACAAUGUGAUACAUAGAUGACUUGGUAUCGGAUGGUCAAAUUAAUCUUUCAGAUGGUGUUUAUGAAGUAACUAUACAUUUUCUCAAGCAUCUUCUUUAAAGCCAUAAAGCAAAUAAAAAAUAGUAAGUCAUUACAUUA
Asparagus officinalis (garden asparagus) is the source of this 1457-nucleotide messenger RNA. RefSeq names its product purple acid phosphatase 3-like. The transcript has 7 exons. Gene Ontology annotation, molecular function: acid phosphatase activity; ferric iron binding; ferrous iron binding. NCBI's taxonomy places the organism in Eukaryota, Viridiplantae, Streptophyta, Magnoliopsida, Asparagales, Asparagaceae. The coding region runs from base 245 to 1243 and encodes 332 amino acids. The record is from RefSeq and is a predicted model, not a curated record.